Anoplopoma fimbria (sablefish) is the source of this 905-nucleotide messenger RNA. RefSeq names its product acidic (leucine-rich) nuclear phosphoprotein 32 family, member E (gene anp32e). The record is from RefSeq and is a predicted model, not a curated record. Gene Ontology annotation, molecular function: histone binding; phosphatase inhibitor activity. Gene Ontology annotation, biological process: regulation of apoptotic process. Gene Ontology annotation, cellular component: nucleus. Lineage: Eukaryota; Metazoa; Chordata; Actinopteri; Perciformes; Anoplopomatidae.
GGCGCCAGGUGUCAUGGAGGAUCAGUAGCAGCGCGGCCACAGAGAGAGAGCUCCUCCUCCACCAUGGACAUGAAGAAGAGGGUCAGCCUGGAGCUGAGGAACCGGAGCCCGGCGGAGAUAGCAGAGCUGGUGGUCGACAACAGUCGCUCUGCAGACGGAGAGGUGGAAGGACUGACGGACGCCUUCACGGAGCUCGAGUUCCUCAGUAUGGUCAACGUGGGGCUGAGCUCGCUGGCCAAGCUGCCCUCACUGCCCAAACUACGCAAGUUGGAGCUCAGCGACAACAACCUGUCCGGUUCUCUGGAGACGCUGUCGGAUAAAUGUCCCAACCUGACCUACCUCAACCUGAGCGGGAACAAGAUCAAAGAGCUGAGCAACGUGGAGGCGCUGCAAAACCUGAAGAGCCUCCAGAGUCUGGACCUGUUCAACUGUGAGAUCACGUCUCUGGAGGACUACAGGGAGAGCGUGUUCGAGCUGCUGCCUCAGGUCACCUACCUGGACGGCUUCGACCAGGAGGACAACGAGGCGCCCGACAGCGAGGCCGACGACGAGGACGAGGACGGCGAGGACGGCGGGGCGACCGGAGACUUUGACGAAGACGAGGAUGAAGACGAAGACGAGGACGGCUCAGAGGGCGGAGAGGUGGGGUUGAGCUUUCAGGUGAACCGGGCCGAUCAGGACGAUGACGAGGACGACUUUGCGGAGGAGGAGGAGGAGGAAGAGGAACAGGCCGGCGUUCAGGGAGAGAAGAGGAAGAGAGACGUGGACGACGAAGGCGAGGAUGACGAGGACGAUGAAGACGACUAGUCCUGUUCUGGUCCGAGGUCUGUGUCCGUCCUGGUUCUGUCCGUCGUCCUCCAGACGGCAGCAGGACGGCGUCUCCGCUAGUUCCCUCCAGUCGUCUG